AUGUGUUCUUUCCGCCGAUACCUUAGCUUCGUCACCCAGACCGCGAACAAGACCCUGGCAGAUUAUGUUCUUCUGUUCCGCCAAUGUGCGAUCGCAGACGUGAUGCUUGUCGUAAUAUACGCAAUCCACGUCUUUUCCAGCGUGUCGCUCAUGGUCAACAACUACGACGAGGCCACCUUCCUUGAGGUGGUUCUGGUGGUUUUGGGGGUCUCCGUAGUCUUCUUGUGGCUCUGCGACGCGGCGCUGGUGACACGCUUGGGCAGCCGCGUGCGCGAGGCCUCCGCCAACGGCACCGUGAGCCCAGAGAAGGUGGAGACUGUGAUCAACAUGAAGCGCCUUUGCGUUGCGGUGUCUGGCUUGGGACUUGCCGUCUACACUUUACGCUUCUGUGUGCAGCUGUGGAAGGCCAACGAGUCAUUGAACACUUUUAACAUCUGCUUGCUGGUGCUGCUGCUCUUCACGAAGGUGCUUCGGCUGCUGGCCUUGAACUCUUUCAGCACUUGGCUGAGGACCGCCGGCACCGCCAGGCAGAUUGAAGCGCUCCGCACUUCCCUGGAGCGUUAA
Symbiodinium sp. CCMP2456 is the source of this 564-nucleotide messenger RNA. Lineage: Eukaryota; Dinophyceae; Suessiales; Symbiodiniaceae. The record is from the annotation of a GenBank genome assembly.